Engraulis encrasicolus (European anchovy) is the source of this 2552-nucleotide messenger RNA. It is a transcript of the gene mtrr, whose product is annotated as 5-methyltetrahydrofolate-homocysteine methyltransferase reductase. Gene Ontology annotation, biological process: homocysteine metabolic process. Gene Ontology annotation, cellular component: cytosol. Lineage: Eukaryota; Metazoa; Chordata; Actinopteri; Clupeiformes; Engraulidae. The record is from RefSeq and is a predicted model, not a curated record. Gene Ontology annotation, molecular function: [methionine synthase] reductase (NADPH) activity; flavin adenine dinucleotide binding; FMN binding. Bases 89 to 2347 code for a protein of 752 amino acids. The transcript has 15 exons.
CACAAUAGUUCCAUAAAAUUAACACACAGGAUGAACCUUUUCAGAUCGGCAAACAGUAACCUCUUGAUGGUGAUGUAAUGUCCGGUCAAUGAACCACCGAUGGCUCACUCAUGUGCUGUGUAGAAAUCCAACUCUUCGGAAUGUUUUACAGUCCUUUACAUAUUCCCUCUGCUCCCUGCAUGCGUUUGAGAGGACCUAUGCCAUGCCGUGUGAGGUGAAGGCUAGAUUUCUACUACUCUACGGAUCCCAGAAAGGCCAAGCACAAGCUAUCGCCGAAGAACUUGCUGAUCAGGCAGCCGAGCAUGGAUUAGAAGCUGAUUUGUUUUGCUUGAGUAACAAGGAGAAGUAUAACUUGGAGAAGGAAACAUCUCCAGUGGUUUUGGUUGUUUCCACAACUGGAGAUGGGGACCCCCCUGACACUGCCUCGUCGUUCGUGAGGAAGAUCAAGAAAAAGACUUUGUCCCGUGACCACUUCUCUCGCCUCCAAUAUGCAGUAUUAGCUUUGGGAGACACCAACUAUGCAAACUUCUGUAACUGCGGGAAGACUAUUGAUGGUCGUCUCCAGGAGCUAGGGGCCAAGCAUUUCUACUCCACGGGAUAUGCAGACGAUGGUGUUGGGCUGGAACUAGUUGUUGAGCCGUGGAUCGAAGGUGUGUGGGGAGCAAUCAAGAAAGCUAUAGCAGAGAUGGCUACUCCGGCAAAACAGGAAAGUGUCUCUACCAGCACUGUGCACAACACUGACCAUGACACUGCUGCAAGCCAGGAGAACACCAAAUCAUCUGGACUGGACCUUAGCCUAGGGUCACUAACCCUCAAGGAUGCACCUGCUUCCAAAUCGGAGCUGCCUGUUUCCACCACUGAAGUGGAGACUGGAGUUUUGGACUCGGAACCAGAACCUGAGAUUCUUGAGGCCUCAUUGGCUCGGUCGCUGCCCCCGCUGGCGGAAUCAGCGCUGAAUGUUCCCGCUCUUCCUCCUCCGUUUCUGAAUGUGUCCCUGGAGGAUGCACCUGCCAAGGAGCUGACUGGCCCAGUGCUUCAGGACCAUCACCAGGAAGUGCCCAUAUCCAGAGCACUGCAGCUUACUCGGGAUGAUGCCGUCAAAACGGCCAUCUUGAUAGAGCUGGACAUUUCAGGGAAAGACAUUUCGUAUCAGGCUGGAGACUCGUUUGAUAUCCUGUGUCCAAACAACGCCACUGAGGUACAGGAGCUUCUGAAGGCACUGAGGAUGGACAAGCAAAGCCAUCACUUUGUUCAGCUAGAGCUGAGAAAGGACACAAAGAAGAAAGCUGCUCAGCUUCCUCCAUAUGUACCUGUGGGAUGCACACUGCUCUAUCUCCUGACCUGGUGCUUGGAGAUAAGAAGUGUUCCAAAGAAGGCCUUCUUGAGGGCUCUGGUAGACUACACGGAGGCUCCUCGGGAGAAGAGGCGUCUGCAGGAGCUGUGCAGCAAGCAGGGAGCCGCCGACUACAACCUCUUCAUCAGGGACACCAGCAUCUGCCUGCUGGACCUCCUGCGAGCGUUCCCAUCAUGCAACCCUCCUCUGAGUCUACUCCUAGAACACUUGCCAAAGUUGCAGCCCAGGCCCUACUCAGCAGCGAGCUCCAACCACCGCCACCCAGGCAAGGUGCACUUCGUGUUCAAUAUCGUGGAGUUCCCAGCAUGCCCUGAGAAGUCGAUUGCUAGAAGAGGCGUAUGCACCGGCUGGCUGUCCGAGAUGGUCUCGCCCAUCCUCCAGGCCUGUGGCACCCCACCACCAGCACCAGCCGAGGUGACCCGUGCUGAAACACUGCCCAAGAUCCACAUUGGUCCGCGGCACAGCAAUUCUUUCCAUUUGCCCUCUGACCCCUCGCUGCCUGUGGUGAUGGUUGGGCCUGGCACCGGAGUGGCACCCUUCAUCGGCUUCCUCCAACAAAGGGAGAAGGAGAGACAAGCUGAUCCAGAUGGCUGUUUUGGGGAGACGUGGUUGUUUUUUGGGUGCCGCCACAAAGAACGAGACUUUCUCUUCAGGGAGGAGCUGGAGAGGUUUGCGGCUAGCGGCGUGCUGACCUACCUGCGAGCCUGCUUCUCCAGAGACGCCAGCGAGGGCACGGAGAGCACUGCUACUACGUCCGGCCCCAGAUAUGUCCAGCACAGCCUGCUCCAGCACGCCAAAGAGGUCACCCGGAUCCUGCUCAAGGACGGAGGCUGCCUCUACGUCUGCGGGGACGCUAAAAACAUGGCCAAGGACGUCAAUGACACACUGAUCGACAUGAUCGUGGAGGAGACCCAGGCGGACAAACUAGCGGCCAUGAAGACUCUGGCCACCCUGAGGGAGGAGAAGAGAUACCUCCAGGACAUCUGGAGCUGAGUACACUUCCUCUCUCCUGCUCAUCCACCCUGGAGGACCCCCAGCCCCCCCCUCAGGGACAUCAUCAUAACCUGCCUCUUGCCAGAUGAGUGGUUCUGCCUCACACUAUGCAAUCAUCUGGGAUGGAUCCAUUGGAGAUGUAUUUCAGACAGGGCCUUAUCGAGCUAGGAGAAGAGUCAUCCACCAAUAAAUGCCUUCAAUACUG